CAGACGGUGUUGGCUCGGUGGUGGGUCGGUGCGUGUCCUCCUCCUGCUGCAGAGACCGAUGAGGCUCCUCUGCGUCUGAGCGCUUCUUCUUUUUACUUUUUACUUUUGCUCCGUUUCAUUUUUAUCUUUUCGUCGUCUUUUGCUUUUUUUCUUCUUGUUCUUUGUCUUGGUUAAAUUGGAUCCAGGGAGUCGUCGUGAUGGAGAAAAUGUCCCGACAUCCAGCCGCGCUCACCCCGAGCUUCCUGAGCCCAUCGACGCACGGAGUCCUGAAGUCUCUGCUGGAGAACCCGGUGAAGCUGCCUCCGCAUCAUGAAGCUUUCAGCAAGGAGCAGGAGAAGGAGAAGAACCUGGAGGAGGAGCGCAGCGUCCCCCAGUCGGCCUUCCUGGGCCCCACCCUGUGGGACAAGACCCUCCCCUACGAUGGUGACACCUUCCAGCUGGAGUACAUGGACCUGGAGGAGUUCCUGUCUGAGAACGGCAUCCCAUCCAGCCCCUCCCACCACCGCCACGACCCCCACCAACCACACGCUCCGCCGCGGCCUCCACACAUCAUGGCGUCGGUUCCUCCCACGCCCACGCCGUCAGUGAUCGACCUCAGUAACCACGCCUCCACCUCCGUACACACAACCAUCGUCUCUCCAAACUGCCUCCACAGCAGCCCGGCCAGAGCAGGCCUCCCAAACUCCAGAAACACUCCCAGCCCCAUCGAUCCAGACUCCAUCCAGGUUCCCAUCGGCUACGAGCCCGACCCGGCCGACCUGGCUCUGUCCAGCGUUCCGGGUCAGGAGAUGUUCGACCCACGCAAGCGCAAGUUCUCCGCCGAGGAGCUGAAGCCACAGCCCAUGAUCAAGAAGGCUCGCAAGGUUUUCAUCCCCGAAGACCUGAAGCAGGAUGACAAAUACUGGGCUCGUCGUAGGAAGAACAACGUGGCGGCCAAGCGUUCGCGAGACGCCCGGCGGCUCAAGGAAAACCAGAUCGCCAUCCGGGCCGGGUUCCUGGAGAAGGAGAACUCGGCUCUGAGGCAGGAAGUGGCCGACCUGAGGAAGGAGCUGGGGCGAACCAAGAACGUCCUGGCCAAGUACGAGGCUCAGCACGGGCCUCUGUGAGGACGCACACAUUCAUACACAAAUACACGUUAACAUUGAGAUAAACAUGAAGACACGUGAAGAACGGUCCUGAUCCACCAGCUCCUCUCACAGCAGCAGCUUCAGGCUGAUCUGAAAACCAAUCAAAAACAAACCAUCUCCUCUCACCACAGAAACCUUUAAAAUACACAUGUUUAGUUUCAUUAAUACAAUUAAAAGGUAGAUUUUAACCAACAAACAGGAAGGAGCUGUUUUUAGCUGCGGAUUAAUCCAACGUCAGGAUCAGGAAACAUUUGUUUUUGUCUGUAAAAUAUUUCCUGGCUCAGUCAACAUCUGCUCUCAGUUAUUCUUGUUUUUUUUGGAGACUUUUUUUUUUUUUUUUAAUGUUGAUAAAAGCUCAAAAUUUCACAUUUUUUUAAUAAUGUUCCCUGAAAUGCCAAAAAACUAACAAAAAAAAAGGGUUUUAUUGCAGUUUUAUGGCAAAAUGUUUUAUGACAAAGUCCUGAUCUGAGAGUUCAGAUCAUUCAGAGGAACCUGGUCGGUUGAGUCUGUCUCUGCUCAGUGAACGGGACCUUCUGCUAAUAAAGAUAAUAAAGAUAAUAAAAAUAAUCUGGAAUCGUUUUAAAUUUUAAAUAUGACCACGAUCACUUGUGCACGUUGUCUUCACAUGUGGCACUUUUGUGUAACCUUUGAUGACUUGAUGCAAACAAGACAAGACAAAGUCAGAUGAUGAUUGUUGAAACCCUGCCACUUUAUUAGGUACACCAGUGAAUGUAGUUUCUGUCCCGUUUAACUCAUCCUCCACAGAGAGAAUCCAGGUGAAUCAUCCGUCUGAAAACAUCAACUCAACACUGUUUACAUUAGAAUGACUUCACCAGUGUACCUAAUAAUCUGGACGGGGGGGUCUCGUGUUUUUGUGACGUGUUGAAGACAAAUCGGCGGCUACAGGUAUUUUAGAUUUUUAGAUUUGAAGCUACAAACUACAAACCAAAGACGAGCUUAAUUCAGAAAGCAGGAUUUUAUUUGAUAGCUUUGUUUCAGAUAUUCUUGGUUUUAUUCUCCGUUUCAGUGCAAUAGAAGGUUUUAUGUUUUAUUUUCAGUGGUGAGUGCGCCCCCUGGUGGCCGAGAGGGACAUGAAUGUAUAUUUGACCCGUUGGUUGUUGUCUUUUACUGUGGAAUCACUUUAGUACAACUCUUUACUACUUCAUGACCAAAAGAAAAGCAUAUAUAUAUAUAUAUAUAUAUAGAGGAUAUAUUGAUAUAUUAAAGGUUUAAUGUUUAUACAGAGUUAUUCUUGUUUUGUACAGUCUGUUUUCCUACUUAGAUAUUUCCUGUGUAUUUUUGAGACGGUGUGUGACACAUAUAAAAAUGAUACAGUUGUAAAAGGAGCGGUGAGGGCGACGCGUGGUGGGCAUUACGGUAAAAUCCUCCAGAAAUACCUCAAACCCUCCGUCACACCUGUGCAGGUGCAACGUCAGCUGUUCGCACCAGGUGCUCGUCCACUUUCACAAACCUGUGUAUAGUUUGAUAUUUGGCCCAGAGGAAUGUAACCAGCCAACACGAGGAACCCUCAUUAUUACAGGGUUCCUUCAUCUGUCAUUCAUCUGUUCUCUCUGUUUGAUUCUGUGUUUGUCUUUAAUUAUGUUCCUCAUGAUUAAAGGAAUAAAGAAAAGUCAAAAUCUA
Mugil cephalus (flathead mullet) is the source of this 2768-nucleotide messenger RNA. RefSeq names its product HLF transcription factor, PAR bZIP family member b (gene hlfb). Gene Ontology annotation, biological process: regulation of transcription by RNA polymerase II. Gene Ontology annotation, molecular function: RNA polymerase II cis-regulatory region sequence-specific DNA binding; DNA-binding transcription factor activity, RNA polymerase II-specific. The record is from RefSeq and is a predicted model, not a curated record. Lineage: Eukaryota; Metazoa; Chordata; Actinopteri; Mugiliformes; Mugilidae. The coding region runs from base 198 to 1106 and encodes 302 amino acids. The transcript is spliced from 4 exons. Gene Ontology annotation, cellular component: nucleus.